This is a messenger RNA of Cyprinodon variegatus (sheepshead minnow), 5031 nucleotides long. Its product is annotated as disintegrin and metalloproteinase domain-containing protein 11-like. Gene Ontology annotation, molecular function: metalloendopeptidase activity. The coding region runs from base 311 to 2611 and encodes 766 amino acids. Gene Ontology annotation, biological process: proteolysis. The record is from RefSeq and is a predicted model, not a curated record. The transcript is spliced from 27 exons. Lineage: Eukaryota; Metazoa; Chordata; Actinopteri; Cyprinodontiformes; Cyprinodontidae.
AGGAAGGAGGGUGAAACACGUAAAGCCCCACGCGCUCCCUUUAUUCCAGGCUCGCGGGCUCUUCGCUUGGUCUCCUGCUCUCUUGAAGCAGCCGACACACGCUCGCGCGCGCGCCCUGACAGGUGUGCUUUUGGUAACCCCCCUAUCAAGAAUAAUUAAUCGGUGGCAGAGGUCUUUGAGAAAUGCGGACGCGGUGUUUGAAGGAGAGCAGCUGCCGUGUUCGUCCUCUCUGCCAGCAUCAGUUCCGCUCCUGCCGCUUCUUCAUCUAACGGCGCAGCAUCGAGACAAUCCCCGGGACUAUGAGAGCAUCAUGCUCCCAGUGAGAUGCCUGCUGUUCGCCGCAGUCUGUGCGAGCUGCGCCGAGACGGGUGUGAGGCUGGAGGGGAGGUUGCCCUCUGCAGAGGAGGUCGUCCAGCCCAAGCGGCUCUUGCAACAGAUCCACUCAGAGGAAGAGCUUCUGCACAGUCACCUGGACACCCGGGUCAGAAACCUGCCAGAUGGCAUGCAGCAGCCCAUCCAUUUGGCUCAGAGCAGCUUCCUGGUGGAGGCCUUUGGCUCAUCAUUCAUCCUUGACCUGGAACUGAACCACCAACUCCUGUCUAUGGACUAUCUGGAGCGCCACUUUGACGGCGGGGAGCUGUCCCAAAAUAUGGGCGGGGAGCAUUGCUACUACCAUGGGCGAGUGCGGGGGCUGCCUGGCUCCUGGGCUGCAGUGUCUACCUGCCAUGGCCUGCAGGGGAUGUUUUCUGAUGGCAACUUCUCUUAUGGGAUUGAACCUGUUGGCAAUGGAGAGAAAGACCACGUUGUGUAUCGUAUGCCCAAUAUUGAUCUCUUCUCACCUCCUUGUCCAGGAUGCUUCAUGAACAGCACAGAGCCUGAGGGGCAAAUAAAAGGAGAUGUUGUGGUGAAGGAUGGAGACAUCAAGUCUGAAGAAGACAGAUCUGUUUUCACCAGGAUCCGGAGGCGCUCAAAAAGACAAGUGAGGCGAGGCCAACGCACUGUUCAAACUGAGACCAAGUACAUUGAGCUGAUGAUCGUCAAUGACUAUGAGCUGUUUGUGCAGCUCCGCAGAUCAACCACGCAAGCAAAGAUUUUUGCCAAAUCCGUGGUGAACUUGGCAGAUUUGAUCUACAAGGAGCAGCUCAACACCCGCAUUGUCCUGGUGGCCAUGGAAACCUGGUCGUCUGAAAACAAGAUCGCCAUUGGUGAUGAUGCCUUGCUGACCCUGCGAGACUUCAUGAAGUACAGGAAGGAGAGCAUCAAGCAGCGCUAUGAUGCUGUACACCUCUUCUCAGGGCGGACGUUCAGGAGCAGCCGCAGCGAGGCAUCUUACAUUGGGGGCAUCUGCUCGCUGACAAGGGGUGGGGGCAUCAAUGAGUUUGGCAGUGUGGGUCCGAUGGCCAUCACUCUGUGUCAGAGUCUUGGGCAGAACAUCGGCAUGCUUAGGAACAAAGAUCAAACAGCCGCAGGAGGCUGCAGGUGUCCAGAUUGGUCGGGCUGCAUCAUGGAGGAUACAGGCUAUUACCUGCCGAGGAAGUUCUCCCGCUGCAGUAUAGAUCAGUACCUACGCUUCCUCCAGCAAGGAGGGGGGAGCUGCCUGUUUAACAAGCCGACAAAGCUUUUAGACCCGCCAGAGUGUGGCAAUGGAUAUGUGGAGCUGGGAGAGCAAUGUGACUGUGGAUCACUGGUGGACUGUACUCAAAGUGGAGCCAACUGUUGUAAGAAGUGCACUUUGACCCACAACGCCAUGUGCAGCAAUGGGCUCUGUUGCAGGGACUGCAAGUAUGAGCUCAGAGGAGUGACGUGCCGUGGUGCUGUGAAUGACUGCGACAUUCCUGAGACCUGCACAGGAGACUCCAGCCAGUGUCCUCACAAUGUCCACAAGCUGGACGGGUACACAUGUGAAGCGGGCCAGGGUCGGUGUUAUGGUGGCCGCUGUAAGACCAGAGAUGGCCAGUGCAGAAGUCUGUGGGGCUUCAACUCAGCUGACAGAUUUUGUUAUGAAAAGCUUAAUUCGGAGGGAACAGAGAAAGGGAACUGUGGACCGAACCCCGGAGGGCAGGGAUGGCUGCCGUGCAACAAACAAGAUGUUCUGUGUGGGCUGCUGCUUUGCACCAAUCUAACAGAAAGGCCCAGAUUUGGUGAACUGCAGGGAAAGCUCACCAGUUUGACAAUCCAUCACCAAAGCAGAUACCUGGACUGCAGUGGGGGUCAUGCAGUGCUGGAUGAUGGUCUGGAUCUAGGCUACGUGGAGGACGGGACGCCGUGUGGGCCAAACAUGAUGUGUUUGGAGCGCCGAUGCCUUCCUGUCCCCACCUUCAACCUCAGCUCCUGCCCAGGCUCCCCAACCUCACACAUCUGCUCCAACCAUGGGACCUGCAGUAAUGAGGUGAAGUGUAUCUGUGAUCCUGAAUACACCGGAAAGGACUGCAGCGUGUUCGACCCGAGCCCCUCUCCAACCCCAGCAGAGGACCUAGAAAAAAGAGGGCCCAGUGGAACCAAUAUCAUAAUAGGUUCAGUUGCCGGUGCAAUUCUGAUAGCUGCAAUAAUCCUGGGGGGAACUGGCUGGGGAUUCAAGAACAUCAGGAAAGGACGAUCUUCAGGAGUCUGAAUUGUGUUUCCUGUCUUCCUUCUAUCCUGUCCCCUUUGAGGGAAGAGAACAGAGCCGUCUUCUUCUUCCUCAGCCAUCGGGUCUUUUUAUUUAUUUUUUUUCCUAUCUCCUGCUCCGACCGUUGAUUCUAACUCCAGCUGAGUUUAGUCUGCCUGGAGAAAAAACAUCUGAAUGAUGGGGAAGUCAGGAGGAAGAAGGAUCUUCCCAAUGUUCUUGCCGGCAGUCGUUGGAUUUGUAUGGGAGCUGAUUUCUACGUUACAGUUGACCGCAUCGCUUCCUGUUUUCUUCUUAUUUAACCUCAUGGUUCUGGACACAGACUGUAGAUCCGACUCUUAUGUUUCCCCCCUUUAAGUAAUUAAAACAAACCUCUGAGUUCCUGGAGCAGCCUUCUCCUCUCUAUGAUGGGACUUUACCUGCAAUACAGGUGGUUCAAAUAUCAUUUAUUGUAAUUGAAAGUUGGCAUUUUGUCCACUCAGACAUGCCGUAGAUUAGAACUGUACAUUCCACAAUAAUAGCCAUAAUUUCUGCUCUUAUGCUGCCUUGAUAUGAUAUAUGUGCUACAGGACCUUUUAAAGGAAGCUUGUUCUUAAAGACAUCGGAACAGCCUGACGGAAAAUUGCACAUGUCUGCACUGAAUGUAUUCUCCCUGCUGUAAAAUAUAUAAUCCAUAUCCAAACUUAUAUAUUUACAUAUGUACAUAUAUUCAGACAUAGGAAAAGGUUUAGGAGCUUCUUAGUUUGGGGGAUUUUUUAUUUGUUUAUAACUGACAGAGCUCUCGAAGUAGCACUUUCCUUUUACUAUAUCAUUUCUUAUGAAAGCUGUAAAAAGGGAGUGAUAACAUGUUUAUUGGAGUAACAGAAAAUAUGAAUUAUUACAGAAUUAGACCGAGUUAGAAUUAGCGUCCUCUUCUAAAUAUAGCCUCUAGAUCCCUCCUGUUAGCCUUUGUGGAGUUUCUAGAUCAGAGGUCUUCAUUACCCUAUCCCCAACCCUCCAUAUUUAACUUUCUGAUUUUUGUAAAAGAAAUUAUCUCAGUGGUCGACCUCCAUCUUUGUGUCGCUAUUAGUCACAGCCAAAGCCCAAGUAAUUAUCUGUUACAAACAUUUAAAUCAGUAAAUUUGCAAAUGUCCACAUCUUUGCACACUUUUUUCAACUUUAGUGCACUUCUUACAUCAAAAUCAAAUAUUUACAUACCCCCUUUAAUCUCAGCCUACUGUCAGAAAAACAAGCCACUAGUGUCCGUACUCAAAAAAAUAAAAAUAAAUAAAAAGGAUUUGCUAAUAAUCUUUAUUUGGUAACUAUCCCAGUACUCGGAUGUUCCUCAGAAUGGUAAAUAUGCUGCUGUUUCUUUUUACAUUAAAGUACAGGGAAUUAUUGUGAAGGCUUCGCAAACUUUUUCUUAUGACGUUACAUAUGCAUACAGAAAUGCUAAACAUGGGUGCUGUUGUAAAUAGCUUAGAGUCUAAAUUAGACAGCAGUGACUUACUGCCACUGUGAACGGAAGCACAAGUCUUUUACAGAGACUCUUCUUCCUGCCUCCAAUAGAGGAAAUAGUCAGAAAGGGUCUAAAUACAACAGUUGGCGACUGUCAUGUUACAUAUAUGCCUCAGAGAGAUUUAAACACAACGCCAGGGUGUGUAAUUGACACAUCAGGUCAGGAAUCUCCUGCUGGGACUUGGAAACUCCUGUAUACAGUUUUUACAUUUUGUCCUGUUGAAACCGCAAACCUGAUUUUAUGCGAAAGAUCAACACAAAGUGAUCGUUUGAUGCUGAAGUGGGGUUUUGGGUUACAUCUCUUCCAACUUUGAAUUUGGUUCACUUUUCUUUGGCAAAGUUUCAUUUCAAUCAGGUUCUGUCACCUGCCUUGACUCAUGUAAACUUAAGCGUCCUCUCAUUCUUAAUCUACAGAGCUCAAUACGUCAUUGGUUCCCCUGUGCAGCUAUGGAAGCUUAACCCUUCAGGAAACGCUGUCAUAUGGUCUAGGAGAGGGUUUAUGGGAAGUUUCGGACAUUUUUUUGGAGGUCACACCCUGAUGUUGGAUGAGAAGGCCUGGCUCUCAGCCUCCGCUCUAAUUCAUCCCAAAGGUGUUUUGUUGGGUUAUCGUCAGGAAUCCAUGCAGCCCAGUCAGGCUAAUACCAAAUUUUUUACACACAUUAAUUUAAUGACCUUGCUGCACAUGCAUUUUUCCUAUUGGAAGAGGAAGUGAUCAUGUUCAAACAACUCCCACAAAAUUCAAUGAUGCAGAAGCACGAUUACUAAAUCACUGCAAAAACUAUCUAGAAAUAAGUGCAAGUUGCUUAAAAUAAGUGCAUUUACCCUUAAAUUUAAGUAGGUAAAUAAGACAAUCUUCUAACGGAAUGAGUCGUUUUACUCUUGGAUAAGAUCAUUAGAUUGUACACUUUUUUGCACUUGAAAUAAUGAAA